Lodderomyces pseudojiufengensis is the source of this 1935-nucleotide messenger RNA. It is a transcript of the gene SAC6, whose product is annotated as fimbrin. NCBI's taxonomy places the organism in Eukaryota, Fungi, Ascomycota, Pichiomycetes, Serinales, Debaryomycetaceae. The coding region runs from base 1 to 1935 and encodes 644 amino acids. The record is from RefSeq and is a predicted model, not a curated record. The transcript has a single exon. Gene Ontology annotation, biological process: actin filament bundle assembly; actin filament network formation. Gene Ontology annotation, molecular function: calcium ion binding; actin filament binding. Gene Ontology annotation, cellular component: cytoplasm; actin filament; actin filament bundle.
AUGAAUGUGUUGAAAUUACAAAAAAAAUUCCCAAUCUUACAACAAUCUGAUUUAUUCAAUAUAAUUGAAGACUUUAGAGCAAUUGACUUGGAUGAUAAAGGUUGGGUUGAAAAGAAGGAUGUCAUAAAUAACAUAAGUAAAAAAGGACAGUAUUCUUACGAUCAAACAAGAGAAACUUUGAAACAUGUUGAUGUUGAUGCUUCUGGUCAUGUUGAACUAGAUGAUUAUGUCGAAUUGAUUGCGAAAUUGAAAGAACAAAAUAAUGGAGGAGAAGAAACAAUAGAUAAUAAUGUUUCACAACAGCCAGAGGUGUUUUCACCUGGGAAAUUAAAUAAGAAAGCUGCUCCACCAAUUCCAACUGCAAAUACGAAAAAUAAAACUUAUAUUGAAGGUAAGACCUCAGGUACAACACAUACUAUAAAUGAUGAAGAGAGAACUGAAUUCACAAGACAUAUCAAUUCCGUGUUAUCUGGAGAUUCUGAGAUAGGCGAUAGAUUACCAUUUGACACAGAAACUUUUCAAAUUUUUGAUGAAUGUAGGGAUGGUUUAGUAUUGAGUAAAUUAAUCAAUGAUUCAGUUCCUGAUACAAUAGAUACAAGAGUGUUAAAUUUACCUAAAAAUAAAAAACAAUUAAACAAUUUUCAAAUGUCUGAAAAUGCAAAUAUUGUAAUCAACUCAGCUAAAGCAAUUGGAUGUGUUGUUGUGAAUGUUCAUUCAGAAGAUAUUAUUGACGGUAAAGAACAUUUAAUAUUGGGAUUGAUCUGGCAAAUUAUUAGAAGGGGUUUGUUGAGUAAAGUUGAUAUAAAAUAUCAUCCUGAAUUAUAUAGACUUUUAGAAGACGAUGAAACAUUAGAACAAUUCUUGAGAUUACCACCAGAACAAAUUUUAUUACGUUGGUUCAACUAUCAUUUAAAAAACGCAAAUUCUAAUAGAAGAGUUUCAAAUUUUAGUAAAGAUAUUAGUGAUGGUGAAAAUUACACAGUUUUAUUAAACCAAUUAAAACCUGACGUUUGUGACUUAUCGCCUUUGAAAACAACAAAUUUAACACAAAGAGCUGAACAAAUCUUAAAUAAUGCAGAUAAGAUAGGCUGCCGUAAAUAUUUAACUCCAAAUUCAUUAGUUUCAGGUAAUCCUAAAUUGAACUUAGCUUUCGUUGCAAAUUUAUUUAAUAAUUAUCCAGGAUUAGAUCCAAUUGAAGAACAUGAAAAGAUUGAAAUUGAAGAAUUCGAUGCGGAGGGUGAAAGAGAAGCUCGUGUUUUUACAUUAUGGUUAAAUUCAUUAGAUGUUGAUCCUCCUGUUGUAUCACUUUUUGAGGAUUUAAAAGAUGGUUUGGUAUUGUUACAAGCAUAUGAUAAAGUAUUACCAGGAAGUGUAUCCUUCAAACAUGUGAACAAAAAACCAGCAAAUGGAGGUGAAGUAACCAGAUUCAAGGCUUUGGAGAAUACGAAUUAUGGAGUUGAAAUUGGUAAAUCUAAUGGGUUCUCAUUGGUAGGUAUUGAAGGAUCAGAUAUAGUUGAUGGUAAUAAAUUAUUAACUUUAGGAUUGGUUUGGCAAUUGAUGAGAAGAAAUAUAAUUAAUACACUUUCAGAGUUAGGUAAGGGUGGAUCUCAAUUAACCGAUAGUGAUAUUCUCAAAUGGGCAAAUUCUCAUGCAAAAUCAAAUAAAAUAAGAUCCUUCAAAGAUACCUCAUUAUCUAAUGGAUUAUUUUUAUUAGAUGUUCUUAAUGGAUUAAAACCAGGUUAUGUAGAUUAUGAUUUAGUAUAUCAAGGAGAUAACUUAUCGGAUGAUGAAAAAUAUGCCAAUGCAAAAUUAGCUAUAUCAAUUGCUAGAAAGUUAGGUGCAUUGAUUUGGUUAGUUCCAGAAGAUAUUAAUGAAGUUAGAUCAAGAUUAAUAUUAUCUUUUGUUGGUAGUUUAAUGGCUGUGUCUGAAAAAUAA